CGUAGGUUUGUUUCCGGAAGUCCUAUUGAUUUUGUGGGUGCUUUUUGUGUUGGCUCUUUAGCUAGUUAGCUAACUACCCCAACCUUGCUUUCUCUCAAUACCUCUGGCAUUUAUAUUUAUUCGAAUAGCCUCAUAUACAGUAAAUGAUACAAUUUAAAUCUCGAAAUGAUUAAAAGUGUUAUUACGACCGUCAUCGAGAGAGACAACUUCCAACAGCAGCUAGCUUUGCUAGCCUGCUAACGUUAGCUAACUGUUCCUAGCCUUUUGCAAGACUGGAUCGUAACACUGACCCACUUAAACAAAAGUAGCUACACGUUACGAACUCUUAACUGUAGCUAGCUACUCAUAGACAGUUUGCCAUGAUGUCUGAAGCCAUCGUAACCUUCCAGUCUCAGCUCUCCGGAGUCAUGGAGACGGUAUUCAAGGCUGCCAUGUACGAGAUCACCAGGCUGGUGGAGGAUAGCUUCCUGAAGGAGGUGUCCCGUAGCCGGGAGCAGGUCGAGUCACUGAAGAAGCGGCUGCUGUGGUCAGAGAACAGACGCAGGGAGAGGGACAGAGAGGGAGGCCGUACGGGGAAGUGUGCGGACUGUGGGAGAACUGACGAAGAAGCCGAGGAGAGAAGCUCUGGAACCUCACAGACAGGUGCGGAGACGGGGAGUGGCCUGAAGCAGGAGAAGGUACCAGGGGAGGAGUGGACCAGCUGUGGGGGCGUGGCCGGGGAAACAGGCUUCCAUGAUCUGGAGGAGGCAGAGGCCACCAGUCCUAGGAGAACCUCUGAGUCCACAGAGGUCGGAGGUCAGAAGCUGGAUAGCCUGCUGAAAGAGGAGGCUCUCCACAACACUGAGCUACAGGAGAGAUGGGAGUUCUGCCUGGACGGGGCCGAUGGUUCGGACGUCUCGGGGCCCAGUAAGAGUUUCAGUGAGCAGGAGCUGCAGCAGUGCCAGGAUGACUGGGGAUCCGGUCUAGACCAGGGGCCUGAACCACCGGGCCCAGAGGGAGACCCAGGGGACCCCACUGACCCUCUCUACCGCCCUCGUUACAGCAUGGAGGAACUGGGGGGCAGCUUUGAGAAGUCUGGUUACGGCGGUGAUGGUGGUGGCGACCAUAUUCUAGACAUGGAAGGGCUAGAUAGGCUUCCUGGUUCUCCGUCUCGUCUGGGGGCGCUGACCUAUGUGAGUCACUUCCAGGUGAACCUGGGGGGGUCUGAGGGGGGAGACCAUCACCAUCGCUCCCACAUGCCUGGCCCCCAUCGGAGCCGGAGGGAGCGGGUGGGCUCGCCAACGCGGUCUCCCCAUCCGGAGGUGGGAGACCUGAACUGCCUGUUGAUCAACGAAGAGGGUUACCUGCAGGACUCCAGUGUCUUGUACCCCGAACACGGUGUCCCAGAGUCGGGUAACAGAGCUGACCACAGGGGGCUAACCUCCAUCCACUCUGGAAGCUCAGCCCACAACAACAACACAGAGAGCCUGUAUGGUGCCGCUGACAACUUUGGACACUCUCUAAAUCUCAGAGAUCGUUCACAAGAGCAGUUAACAGGAAGAGGGGGAGGAGGGGGGAGACGUCACGCCUGCAAUCAGUGCACCAUGACCUUCCCAGACUCUGGCUCCCUCAAGGCCCACAAGCAAACACACAAAACAGGGAGAGGGUCGAGUACAGGGUCAGGGUCUGGGCCUCCGUACUCCUGCACCCAGUGUGGUAAAACCUUCACCCAGGCCUGCAACCUCAAGGUCCACCAGCGUGUCCACCAGGCCGAGGGACUCCACCUCUGCAGCCACUGUGGCAAGGGCUUCACCUCCUUCUCCGACCUGAAGAGGCACAAGUGCAGCCAGACGACUGACAAGCCCUACUGCUGCUCCAUCUGUGGGAACAAGUUCAGUCGGCUCUGGAACCUCAAGCUGCAUCAGCGCAUUCACACGCAGGAGAAACCCCACCGCUGCACUAUGUGUGACAAGAGUUUCACUCGGGCGGACAUUUUGAAAGUGCACCUGCGCAUCCACACCGGGGAGAGACCGUACUGCUGCGCUGUGUGUGGACUCCGCUUCAAACGACUGGACCAUUUGAAGUUGCACCAGCGCAAACACAGGCUGGAUCUCCUGAACUGAUUUAUUUAAAUGUUUUAUUUGACAUUUUAGUCAUUUACCAGAUGCUUUUAUCCAGAGUGACUUACUAUUAGUGCAUUCAUCUUAGGAUAGCUUGGUUUAUUAUUAUUUUAUUUGACAUUGAGAUAAAAUGUUUUUGUGAUCAAUUGUUUAUUAAUAAGGACAUUGAAAAAAUGAACUGUUGGAAAUCUAACUGUGUUGAAUAAGAAUGUAUUCCUUAGAUUAUGGACUGUCUAUGAAUUGUCUGUCAUAAUGAUCAUGCCAACCUACCAAACAUUAGAAUAAUACUGCAUUCAUGACAGGUCAGAAACUGGGAACCUCUGAGUUAAAAUUAAGUUAUUUGCGUAGAGCUUCCUAUUGGUUGAUUUUUAUACUUUCCAAGUGGGAAACUCAGGUAUCAUCUUUCUACAACGAGUUCCAAGUCGUACAUUUCUGAGUUUCCUAGUUCCGAUCUGUCAUGAAUGCAACAUAGUCUCAUAUUUUCUGUUCAUCCAGCUUGCCUUCUCCCCCAGUCACUAACCAUACUGUAACCAUACAUGUUAUUCCUGUAUAUAAUAUAUUAUGUUACCUUAAUGGAAAUAAACAUUUUACCUGAA
Coregonus clupeaformis (lake whitefish) is the source of this 2695-nucleotide messenger RNA. RefSeq names its product GDNF-inducible zinc finger protein 1-like. Lineage: Eukaryota; Metazoa; Chordata; Actinopteri; Salmoniformes; Salmonidae. Gene Ontology annotation, biological process: regulation of transcription by RNA polymerase II. The record is from RefSeq and is a predicted model, not a curated record. The coding region runs from base 360 to 2102 and encodes 580 amino acids. The transcript has 4 exons. Gene Ontology annotation, molecular function: DNA-binding transcription factor activity; RNA polymerase II cis-regulatory region sequence-specific DNA binding.